UUCCAAUUCUCAACUUCUUUGUUUUGUUCCGGGAUACAUUCAGUACUCUACCUCAGUACCUGGAUCUCAACUUCAGUAUCUCAAGAAUCCACAUAUCCUCUAUCCUCUAUCCACCUACCUUCCUACUGCUAGACCUUAACAUGACGCAAACCAAAUCCCCUCCCCAAACCACCACAGUAGCAAACUACCUGCUCACCCGGCUCCGCCAACUAGGCAUCCAAUCCGUCUUCGGCGUGCCAGGAGACUACAACCUGCGCCUCCUGGACUUCGUGAUCCCCUCUGGCCUCCACUGGGUCGGGACCUGCAACGAGCUGAACGCCGCCUACGCCGCAGACGCCUACGCGCGCAUCAACGGCCUCUCGGCCCUGAUCACCACCUUCGGCGUGGGCGAGCUGUCGGCCAUCAACGGCAUCGCGGGCGCCUAUGCCGAGAAGGCGGGCGUGAUUCAUAUCGUGGGGACGCCGGCGCGCACGCUGCAGGAUGGCCGCGCCCUGAUGCACCACACGUUCGCGGACGGGGACUACCGGCGGUUCAGCAAGAUGGCGGAGCAUGUGACGGUGGCGCAGACGAAUCUGGUGGAUGAGAGGACGAUGCCAGAGCAGGUGGAUUGGGCGCUGAAGCAGGCGGUUUUGCAGAGUCGGCCGGUGUAUAUCGAGGUGCCGGAUGAUGUGGUGGAUGUCUUGGUGUCGGCGGAGAGGUUGGAGAGUGAAUUAGAGGUUCCAGAGGCGUUGGAGUUGGGCGGUAGAGAGGCUGAUGAGCUGAUCAAGCAGGUCCAGGAGCGCAUCUACCAGGCCAAGCAGCCUCUGAUCCUGGUAGACGGCGAGUGUCGUCCUUUGGGGAUUCUGAACCAGGUGGAUGAACUGGUCAAGAAGACCGAGUGGCCGACGUGGACCACGGUCUUUGGGAAAAGCCUGGUGAAUGAAGAACUGCCCAAUGUCUAUGGGCAUUACUCGGGGCCGCUUGCCAGCGCAGAGUGGAAGACAUACUUCGAGACGGCCGAUCUGAUCAUCAACCUGGGUCCGCACUACAGCGACACCAACACGCAGGGUUUCGCAACUAUCCCGCGGGAAUCAGUCUCGAUCUCGUUCCUCCCUAACCGAAUCCUGGUUGGCAAGGAAAUACACCGUGAGCUACCACGCUCGUUCUUACCCCGACUACUUCAGAGCCUGGACACCACUCGAAUCCCCAAAAUCACAGGACCCCCUAAACUAGUCCACACGGACCUAAGAACCCUCAGCCGUGAUGGCCCAAUCACGCAGAAGACCUUCUAUGAUUUCGUCACGCCGCUCUUCCGCCCAGACGAUCUCAUUCUCACCGAAACAGGAACUGCGUCCCACGGCGGACGGAACUUCCAACUCCCCAGAGACACGCGUCUCUUCGGCGCAGUAACCUGGCUCUCGAUCGGAUACAUGCUCCCCGCGACACUAGGUGCAGCAAUUGCGAAGCGAGAACUAAAGAAAGACGAGAAUGCCCGCGCUAUCCUCUUCAUCGGUGACGGGAGCCUGCAGAUGAGCGUGCAGGAAAUCAGCACGAUAAUCAGCGAGAAGCUCAACGUCAUUCUCUUCGUCGUCAACAAUGCUGGAUAUACUAUCGAGCGUGCGAUCCACGGACGGAAACAGGCGUAUAACGACAUUGCGGCAUGGAGACAUGACCGUGCACUUGGCUUCUUUGGGGCGGACGAGGGCCAGCUUGGGAACAAUUUCAGUGCCAGAACAUAUCAGGAGCUAGAAACCGUGCUUUCCGAUGAUCGGAUCCAGUCGGGGACUGGACUGAGAGUCAUUGAGGUAUUCAUGGACAGGGAAGAUGUGGAAGGGCUUUUGGCGAAUCUGAUGAACAGCCAGAUCGCGAAGGAACAGCAACAGUGAAUAGCC
Aspergillus steynii IBT 23096 is the source of this 1871-nucleotide messenger RNA. Its product is annotated as alpha-keto acid decarboxylase family protein. Lineage: Eukaryota; Fungi; Ascomycota; Eurotiomycetes; Eurotiales; Aspergillaceae. Gene Ontology annotation, molecular function: thiamine pyrophosphate binding; carboxy-lyase activity; magnesium ion binding. The transcript has a single exon. The record is from RefSeq and is a predicted model, not a curated record. The coding region runs from base 141 to 1865 and encodes 574 amino acids.